Molecule: messenger RNA, 1050 nt
Organism: Lucilia sericata (common green bottle fly)
Lineage: Eukaryota; Metazoa; Arthropoda; Insecta; Diptera; Calliphoridae
Exons: 2
Coding region: 318-989 (223 amino acids)
Source: RefSeq, a predicted model, not a curated record
UUAAAACCUGACAUUAAACUCAAAAAACGGCUAUUUAUCUAUUAUAUAGCCAAGAAAACAUAAAAAGACCCAAAAACAAAAUCCUCUAAUCGAGUCUUCUAUAAAACAUCAUUGCUAUCAUUAAAUGAAAUUAGAAAGGAGAAAAAAUAGCAAAUAAUUGCUGUAAAAUACAAAUAAAAGUUUAAAUCAAAAAGGAAUAAAAAAAGAAGAAAAGUUAUUUAUACCUUUAUUAAAUUAAACAAAUAAAUUAAUUACGCUGUAGAAAAGAAAACAAAACAAAAAGUUAUAAAAAUCAAGGAAUUUUAAAUGGCAAUUAAAUGAAAAUGUUUCAUAAAUUUAUUAAUCCAGGUGAAAUGAAACGUUCUCUAUGGAAUGGCAAGAAAGUGUGCAGAAGAGGUGAAGGUUUCUGGAAUGUUAAAGGAAAGUAUCUUUUAACAAUACUUUUACUAAUGACGGUUGUAUUACAAUGUCUUGUUAAUAAUGUGGAGGCGAAAUUGUUAGUUCAACGUUCGAAGAAAACUCUAAAACUUUUACAAAGUUCUUCAUCUUUGAUACAAUUACGUCAUAAACGUGAUACUUUUGCUAAUGAACACCACGAGCAGCGGCAGCAACAACCAGGAGAAGACUUUGUAAGUCCCCACAAAAACUACUAUGAAAAUAUCGCUGCUGAAGAUGAAGCAAAUGAUGAUUAUUAUUAUGAUGAUGAUAAUUAUGAUGUUCUACCUAUAGGAAAUGGUAACUCCCAAUCUCCUUCUUUAGGAGAUCAAAUUUCCGAAACAGCCAAACAAAUAGCAGAAAGUUUUAAAAAUAUGUGGCAAUCAUUAACUGAUUCGAUACGACAUUGUAUGGAGAAAUUGCGUGCCUCAUUUACUGAAACUAUUGUCGAUGAUUUGACACCCGAAGAACUACAACAAUUACAUGUUGCUAUGUCAGAGCAAUAUCAUGCUAAACAUAUAGAUGAUAAUGAAGUUUAUGAAAAUAAAUUGUAAUGUAUUUUUGAUUGUUUAUUAAAGUGAUAAUUAAACAAAUUUUAGAGAUAUGUUAAAAUAA